This is a messenger RNA of Cynara cardunculus var. scolymus (artichoke), 1538 nucleotides long. RefSeq names its product UPF0481 protein At3g47200-like. The transcript has a single exon. The record is from RefSeq and is a predicted model, not a curated record. Bases 15 to 1361 code for a protein of 448 amino acids. NCBI's taxonomy places the organism in Eukaryota, Viridiplantae, Streptophyta, Magnoliopsida, Asterales, Asteraceae.
CUGUGAAAACGGACAUGGAUUUUGAGCAAGGAGGUGAAGAUGAACAUGCCAUCAGAAUUUGGGAAGUCAACGAGGAUCGACUCAGGUCCAUGGAACACAAACUUUCAAAUACACCAAAACUACUAAGUGUGGCAGCCGGCAAGUCCACCUGCUCCAUCUUCAAAGUUCCUCAAACCCUAAUCGACAUCAAUGGUAAGUCAUACCAACCUCACAUCAUCUCCAUUGGACCCUUCCACCAUGGUCAGCCACACCUCCAGAUGAUCGAGGAGCACAAAUGGCGACUCCUCCGCCAGUUACUGAACCGAACUCAAACCAAAGGGAUGGUUCUGGAGGACUACUUGAAGGCCGUACAACCGCUCGAGGUCAAAGCCCGAGAGUGUUACUCUGAGACCAUCCCUUACGGCAUCGAUGAGUUCAUCGAGAUGAUGGUGCUUGAUGGUUGUUUUCUUGUUGAACUUUUUAGAAAGUUUAAUGGGGGAACGGUAAAGUUCGAUGAAUGUGAUCCACUAAAAACGAUGUCGUGGAUCAUUCCAUUUCUCUUGAGGGAUCUGAUCAGGCUCGAGAAUCAGAUCCCAUUUUUCGUUCUCGAAUGUUUAUUCGAUUUGACAAAGAUGCCAGGUGAGGAGGAGUCGUGCUCAACUCUAGCAACCUUAGCUUUAGGGUUCUUCGAUUACGAUCUACAACGAGGAAACAUUCUCGACAAAUAUGCCAACAUUAAAGCCAAGCACUUGCUCGACCUUCUCCGUUCGACUUUCCUUCCCGCAGAACACGAGCACUCGCAGAAGCCCGACAGCCAUCCACCUUCGCAUGUCAUUCACACCAUUACAAAGCUUCGUCGAGCAGGGAUCAAGUUAAAGCCCGGGAAAGCUGACAGCUUUCUCGUCGUCAACUUCAAACACGGUGUAAUCCACAUGCCCACCAUAACCAUCGACGAUUUCAUGAGCGCAUUUCUGUUAAACUCCGUGGCAUUCGAACAAUGUCACAGUGGGUGCUCCAGACACUUUACUACAUACGUCACAUUGCUGGAUUAUUUGAUAAAUACAUCUAAAGACGUGGGGUAUUUAUGUGAAUCAAACAUCAUCGAGAAUUAUUUGGGUACAGAUGCCGAAGUCGCGACCUUUAUUAACAAUAUUGGGAAAGAUACUUCUUUCGAAAUCGAUACAUGUUACUUGGCUCAGUUAUUCGAUGACGUGAACUUCUAUUCUCGGAGCGAACGAAACAAACAAUGGGCAAGUUUUAGGUACACUUAUUUUGAUACGCCAUGGUCGUUUAUAUCGGCAGUGGCGGCUCUUGUUCUUCUGGUUCUAACCGUGUUACAGACAGUUUACACGAUCAUUGCUUACGUUCAUCACCGUGAUUGAUCGAGCUUCGAAUGAUACAUUAAGGUUUCUUUAUUAACAAAAGCCAAAAGGGAUGGAAUAAUUAACCGUAUUAAUUAAUUAGUAGAGUUAAAGUUAUGAAUUAUUGUAUAUAGUUUAAAUGUGAAUGUUUAAGAAGGUGUAGGUAUUGAAUAUAAAGAAAAUAGUAAAGAUUUUGAC